UGAAGGGCGAUGUCGCGACUCUCUCUCUCUCAGGGGCUCUGAGGUGAAGCGAGCCAACCGGCGUUAAACCGGAAGUCACCUCGCAGGUGGUCGCAGGUGUAGGUGGACGAGCUCUGUCAGGCCACGCCCUCCGCUCCUUGACUCCGGUUUCAAAAGACAAAAACAAAAUGGCGCCGGACGAAAAAACGCCAAACGCGAGGCCCCACAAACGACCGGCCAUUCAUGUACCACUGAGUGACGUGGAGCCGUUGCUCACUGAUUAGUGUUUUAUUGAACAGGAGAUGGAUCAUUUUCGGUGCGUGUCGACAUGAAACGUCCCUCAGAGCUGCUGUCACACCACUCGGAGGGGCUCAGCAGCAGAUAAUGGAGAGGAUCUGGACCUGGAGAAGACGUUCAACUGGACUAACCUUCUGUGGAGGCCAACACACGGACUGAAGGUCCAUAUGGAAAACUGGUACAGCAGAGCGACUCCACCAAGAAACAUUUCUACUAGGACGUCCUCGUCAAGCCGACCUUCAAACUUGGAUGUUCGUGACAACACCGCUGAUGCUCGUGUGUCGUCCUCCAUCCUCUGACUGUGAACAACCUGCUGCAUCAGUUCCAGGUGAGGAGAGUCGGAGGGCUCCACUGCCCCCUGCUGGACGUCAUCAGUAAUGUGCCGCUGAGGCCUGAGUCACCGCAUGACUGAUGCAGCCGCUGGAUCCGUGUCCAACGCACUCAGGAUGUGGACAUGAAAGUAUUUGAGCGAGGGGCGAGCGCGGCGCUGACUCACUGACCGACGGAACGGAGGUUCUGAAAGCGACGCACCAUGAGCGACAAGGGGACCGUGUCACCUAAAGAGGAGGCGGCGGAGAAGAGGGGGCGUGGGAGACCCCGCAAGCAGCCGCAGGUGAAGACCUCUGACGAGCCGAGCGGGUCCCCGACUCCGAAGAGGGCCAGAGGUCGACCGAAGGGAAGCAAGAACAAGGCGUCUGGAAAGGGCAAAAAGGCGGCGGCCGCCCCGUCCGCAGGGGCGAAGCGCAGGGGACGACCCAAGAAGGAGGAGAAGGAGGAGAAGGCGUCCCAGGAAUCAUCCGAGGAGGAGGAGGAGGAGGAAGAGGACCAGUAAUUCACCAACGCAUGCUACCUCACUCAACAUACUGACUUACUGUUAAAACCAGAACUGGGCUGUAUCUCCGACACCAGUGCCACCAACAUGACCACUGUUCACGACAGAGCCUCCCCCCCCCCCGCCCGCCCGACGGAGGGGAGCGAACACCGUACAUUUAAUCAUGCAGCAGCACUGGAUAGAACGACGGACCUUUGCUCCAGCAUAGAUCUAAGAAUUACACGAAAGGUAAACAGCCCUUUUCUCUACGUGUCGUCGUAUUAUCACGAGUCUUUUAUACUGGACAGCGGUUUGCUCUCUCCCGAGGAGCCUGGACGUUUCUGUUGGUAGGACACUUCUCUCUGCUCGGUGUUACUUAACUUUGUUGUUUCCCGCAAUCUUGAGACGUUUUUUAGGGCAGAUAGAAAAAGUUUCUCCGUGUUUUGUACUGGACAAAGGUGAAUUUUACCUAUACUUUUUUUUUGUGGGGGGGGGGCGUGUGUUCACGUGAAGAGGUUCACCAUUGCAUCAUGUUUUUGUGGAUGAGGGAGGAGUUGAUCCGCGGCGGUUGAGGAUGAGAGUAGGUCACUUCUUCCCGUCCCCGCGUCUAAAUCUGCGCAACGGGAUCUUUUUUUCACCUCGUCUUCACAGAGAGACGCAGAAUCUCUCGUCUUCGCCGCCUCACUUCCUGUCGGGGACAGUUUAGAUCCAGUGACGCUUCCCCCCGGCCCGGUUCCUCGGCGCGUACAAGCGGGGGAGAGACGUUACAAGUGUAUCAUUUGGGAAUCGGACUAGUCUGAUCAGACUUACUGUUUUGUUUUGUUUUAUCCCUUCGGGUUACUUUACCAUUUAAAGACAAAAAAAAGAAAAAAAAGAAACAUGAGUGUGCUGCUUUUCAAUGUCAUAAUAAAACUCAAAUCUGUUUUUGUUGGUAUAUUGUGUGUUUGUGAGGAUCGUCGGGGGUUUGGCAGAGUUCUUUUUCGGCCCAGAGCAUCCGUGUCGUUUUCUUCAGGGAGCUUUUUACAAAAUGCUGUUACGUUGGCGUCGUCUUUUCUUCUUCUUCUUUUCUUCGCGUCUUCACGUGGUCGUCGGUUUCCAGGCGCCCGCUCGCCUGUCGCUCGAUCGCCCGGCCCACAUGAACUGCGACGGGAGUUCCGGGAGUCGUCGGUGGCGCCGCUCGUCCGACCGGGGCCGUUACGUUUUCAUUCCACCUGGCUCUCACCGCUUCGUUCAAAAGCUCGGUCCUUGUGUCGUUACCUAGAACAGUAGAAUAUACUUUUUCUUAGUCUUUUUUUUUUGUGUGUGUGUUGUUUGACGUCAGCUACAGUUAAAAAAACAAACAUGUUUGUGUAUUUCUACGUGUCAGGGAACCUGCGGUCACAGUCCUCUUAAAAAAAAAAAAAGAAACCUGGGUUUUUCCACACACCUACGCUGCUACAACCUCAGUUACGAAACCCGGAAAACUGCAAACAGGCGACACGAGGCCUGGAAUGUCAUACCUCACUCUACAGCUUACUUUACCAUAUGAUAGCAUUUAACUGUUUGUUUUUUCUAAUGUAACCUCUGACAUGAGAUGGAAAGAUGUCGUUAUUACAAAGUUUUGUUUGGUUGCCUGACUGUAAUAACUUGCAUGUCGCGUCUCGGUCGGUGCAGACAGGUUGUUUUUCCUCUUCUUUUUUUUUAAAAAUGUGUGAAGCAAGUCAGGGAGACCUGUCAGCUUGACGACUGUGUUCGCUGACUGUGGUAGAUUUAGCAGGUUGUGUUUUUAUCCUUUAAAAGAAAAAGAAAAAAUUCUUUCCGGUGCACUGAAAUGUUGGUUCUGAUUAUUUUUUCAUGGGACAAAAUGUUUGUUGUUUAGCGAUCGACUGGGCGCGACUCUUUUCUCCCCUCUGGAACGUUUCUGUCGGGACACGACCGACCGUCAACUUUCAUAUGGACUCACUCAAACAUCCGUCACUCUGCAUACAAACAAUCUCUGCAUCCGUUCAUUUAUAUACUGUAAAACUCGACAGGAUGGGAUCAUUCUUUUUAAUGUACACCGUAUAUAAAUGUACAAUUGUCUAUAUUUCUAUGGUGCCCUGCAACAAUUUGUAUCAGAAAUGGUCAAUAAAGAGAAUUUUCUUUGUCA
Scophthalmus maximus (turbot) is the source of this 3215-nucleotide messenger RNA. RefSeq names its product high mobility group AT-hook 1a (gene hmga1a). Gene Ontology annotation, molecular function: DNA binding; transcription coregulator activity. Bases 809 to 1108 code for a protein of 99 amino acids. Gene Ontology annotation, biological process: regulation of DNA-templated transcription. Gene Ontology annotation, cellular component: nucleus; chromatin. NCBI's taxonomy places the organism in Eukaryota, Metazoa, Chordata, Actinopteri, Pleuronectiformes, Scophthalmidae. The record is from RefSeq and is a predicted model, not a curated record. The transcript has 8 exons.